AUGGCCAUGCAUACGAUGUUGAUUAACAAGCCACCAGAUGUGGGAAAGAAAACAUCCCGACAUCCACUUCAUCAAGAUUUGUAUUUCUUUCCAUUUCGACCAGCCGAUCGUAUUGUAUGCGCAUGGACGGCAAUGGAGCACACAUAUCGUGAAAAUGGAUGCCUUGCUGUCUUGCCUGGCACACAUAAAGGUACACUGGAACAACAUAUAUAUCCAAAGUGGGAGGGAGGCGUCAACAAAAUGUUUCGUGGUAUUGAGAAUUUUGAUUCUAAUCAAGAGAGACAAUAUUUAGAAAUGUGGGAAGGUGAUACAGUCUUGUUCCAUCCAUUACUUAUUCAUGGUAGUGGUACAAAUCGAACAUCAGGAUUUCGAAAGGAUCUCUGGAAACAUCGUAGUCGACUGGUCCAAGGCAAACGAAUCAAUCUUUAA
Molecule: messenger RNA, 429 nt
Organism: Rotaria sp. Silwood1
Lineage: Eukaryota; Metazoa; Rotifera; Eurotatoria; Philodinida; Philodinidae
Source: the annotation of a GenBank genome assembly